CGCCGUUAAGCAGCCGCUUCCCCCACCCGUGACGUUGAGGAUAUGAUCAAAUCAAAGAAUUCAAUAUAAACCGGAUUUAUUAAACCACGGUUCAAUUAGUCCACGCAUUGGUUUAACGCCGGUUUGGUUCGUUCUAUCCGUCAGCCACUGGGCUCUAUCGUUAGAGAAAGAGAGAGAGGGACAGAUCUGUGAAGUUGGGAUCUUUCUUUUUCACUUUCUUCGUUGUCUCUCUCUGUCUACACGCUUGUGCUUGUGUUGUGUUUGUGCGCCACUUUCUAUCUCUACUGUUUUCUUCUCUCGUCACGGCUUAACUUUUGCAAUCUUUUAGCUGAAGCUAAUUUCAACAAGUUGUUAUUUUUGCUUUCAAUUUUCUUACUUUUUGAUCUCUCUUUUCCACGAAACCUCUUAUAAUAGAUUUCUCAUUUCUGGGUCUAAAAUCUACUUUCUAUUUUUGGGCAUUGAUUUUUAUUCUUAGAUAAACUAGAUUGAAGGCAAAGAAACCAUUUUUUUUUUUUUUUUUUUCUAGAUUCUCUCUAGGUUUCCCUAAAUUUCUCAACUACUCCUAAAGAGUUUUGUUACGUUUCUGUGUGAUUCUCCUUUUUUUCUUGACGACUCCAAAUUUCGUUUUUGCGUAAAUGGUGGUGAAGAUGAUGAAGUGGCGGCCAUGGCCGCCGUUAGUUACGAGGAAAUACGAGGUGAAGCUUUCCGUGAAGAAGCUUGAGGGUUGGGAUCUGGUGAGGGAAGGUGUACCGGAGAAAGAUAGAUUAACGGUGGAGAUUCGUUGGAAAGGUCCUAAGGCGACAUUGGGAUCUUUGAGAAGGUCGGUGAAGAGGAAUUUCACCAAGGAAGCUGUGGGAGAAAGCGAUGUCGUUUCAUGGGAAGAUGAAGAGUUUCAGAGCUUAUGUUCACUCACUUCUUACAAGGACAGUUUGUUUUAUCCUUGGGAGAUAACUUUCUCUGUCUUCACCAAUGGAAUGAAGCAAGGGCAGAAGAAUAAAGCUCCUGUUGUUGGAACGGCAUUUUUGAAUCUUGCUGAGUACGCGUGUGUGACCGAUAAAAAAGAAUUCGAUAUAAACAUACCACUUACGCUCUCUGCUUGUGUGGCCUCUGAGACACAUCCUUUGCUCUUUGUAUCAUUGAGCCUGCUUGAGCUUAGAACUACUCCAGAAACAUCAGACUCGGCAGCACAAACCGCGGUUGUGCCUUUGCCUCUCCCAUCUCCAUCGCCACAACAGCCUACUGAAACUCACUCAGUUGAGAAGGAGGAUGUCUCUGCAAUCAAAGCUGGUCUCAGAAAAGUCAAGAUUUUCACAGAGUUUGUUUCUACAAGGAAAGCCAAGAAGGCUUGCAGGGAAGAAGAAGGCAGAUUCUCAAGCUUUGAAUCAUCAGAAUCGCUUGAUGAUUUCGAGACAGAUUUUGAUGAAGGCAAAGAAGAAUUGAUGAGUAUGAGAAAAUCUUUCUCUUAUGGACCUUUGUCUUAUGCAAAUGGUGUGGGAACUUCAUUAAACUGUGGCGCGAAAGUUAGCGAUGAAGACGAAGAUUGGGUUUAUUAUAGCCACAGGAAAUCAGACGUUGGAGCAGGUUGCUCUGAUGCUGAAGAUUCCGCUGCGGGUUUGGUGUAUGAGGCAUCACUGCUUCCACGGCGUAGCAUAUUGCCAUGGAGAAAGAGGAAGUUGAGCUUUAGGUCUCCGAAAUCCAAAGGAGAGCCUUUGUUAAAGAAGGAUAAUGGAGAAGAAGGUGGAGAUGACAUUGAUUUUGAUCGGAGGCAACUUAGCUCAGAUGAAGCUCAUCCUCCAUUUGGGAGCAAGAUUGAUGAAGAUUCAUCUGCUAAUCCACGAACUUCGUUCUCGGAGUUUGGAGAAGACAGUUUUGCGAUUGGAAGUUGGGAGGAGAAAGAAGUGAUAAGCCGAGAUGGACACAUGAAGCUCCAGACAAGUGUCUUUCUUGCUUCUAUUGACCAGAGAAGCGAGCGAGCAGCUGGUGAGAGUGCAUGCACUGCUCUUGUAGCGGUCAUUGCGGAUUGGUUUCAGAAGAAUGGUAAUCUCAUGCCAAUCAAGUCUCAGUUCGAUAGUUUGAUCAGAGAAGGUUCUUUAGAAUGGAGAAACCUCUGCGAAAACGAAACGUAUAUGCAGAAAUUCCCUGACAAGCAUUUCGAUCUUGAUACCGUGCUACAAGCAAAGAUACGGCCUCUAACCGUUAUCCCCGGAAAAUCCUUUGUUGGGUUUUUCCAUCCUGAUGGGAUGAUCAACGAGGGUAGAUUCGAGUUUCUACAAGGCGCAAUGUCUUUCGAUAGUAUUUGGGCUGAAAUUAUUAGUCUGGAGGAAAGCUCGGCGAAUGGUGAUAGCUAUGAUGAUGAUUCGCCACCGCACGUUUACAUAGUGAGUUGGAACGAUCACUUCUUUGUCCUCAAAGUUGAAAAAGAAGCUUACUAUAUCAUUGACACACUUGGAGAAAGGCUUUACGAGGGUUGUGAUCAAGCUUACGUUUUGAAAUUCGACCAUAAAACCGUCAUCCACAAGAUUCUUCACACAGAGGAAGCAGGAUCCGAAUCAGAACCUGAAUCAGAGAUUUUGAGCAGAGGGAAGGAGUCAUGUAAAGAGUAUAUUAAGAAUUUCUUGGCGGCCAUACCAAUUAGGGAGUUGCAAGAGGAUAUCAAGAAAGGAUUAGCCUCAACCGCGCCUGUUCAUCACCGUUUACAGAUCGAGUUUCAUUACACCACAAACGCAGAGAUUACCAGUCUAUAAAAGCCUAGGCAGAGUUGCUAACGUUUUGUUGAGUUUCUUGUAAGUUUUGUAACUAACUUGUGAAUGUGAUUUAGAGUUAAACCAGUUUGUAUCUAACUAUCCAAGGAAUUUACAUUUUUGCUCGUUCU
This is a messenger RNA of Arabidopsis thaliana (thale cress), 2872 nucleotides long. Its product is annotated as structural maintenance of chromosomes flexible hinge domain protein. The transcript is spliced from 4 exons. Bases 636 to 2744 code for a protein of 702 amino acids. Lineage: Eukaryota; Viridiplantae; Streptophyta; Magnoliopsida; Brassicales; Brassicaceae. The record is from RefSeq and is marked reviewed.